AUGAAAAUAAGAAAAAAGGCGAAUGUCACAAGGUCACUACCUAAAAUUACAUUUUAAAAUUAGCCUCGUUUCAUAACUUAAAAGAAUGAUGAAGAAGAGCUUGAUUUCAGUUUUGAAUUAUAUCCAGAGAAUCCGAUAAGUGCUAAACAAGAGUUUUAUCGAUUCCAUAAAACAAUAGAACGAAUUUAAGAAUAAAACAAAUUUUAUAAUAGAAAUGAUAACUUGAUGAGUAGUUUGUCAUCUCCUCAAAUACCUCCAGGAAGUUUUGGAUUGUUUAGUCGAUAAAAGAAUGAUGUAUUGAAUUUAAAGUAUUAUUGAUUUUUUAAUAGCCAUAUGAAGUAUGGAGAUAAGUAUAUGGUGAUUUUAGCAAAAGGAUUAUAAAAGCAAAAUGACAUAAAAGAAUUUCAUUUAAAUGAUAAUCGAAUGACUUAGAUGAGUUCAUCAGAAAUAAUAAAAAGUACUAGAGGAGCUUUUAAGUUGAGUUUAUAAAAAAAUAAGAUUGGUAGUGGAUGUUUGGAAAUAGGGAAUUCUUUGGUAAAUCGAGAUUGCAAAAUAUAAUCAUUAAAUUUGGAAGAUAAUAAAUUGAAAGAAAGUUUAAUAGUAGACAUUUUAGAUAGGAUUGCUGAUAAUAGAUCAUUAAAAAUAGUGAAUUUAAGCAAAAAUAAUAUUUCAAAUAAUUGUUGUACAGCACUUUGUAAUAUGAUUUAACAUAAUGAAGAUAUAUAAGAAUUAUAUUUGCAUUUUAAUAGAUUGAAUGGAAAUGGAGCAACAAUGAUUUUUAAUAGCUUGUAAAAAUCUAAUUUAAAAGUAUUAGAUUUAUCCUAAAAUUCAUUAGGAAUAGGUUUAGAUUGGUCAAACAGUUUUAAUCAAAUGGUGAGCAUGAAUAAGGAAUUAAUUCAUUUUGAUUUGUCAUUCAAUAGAAUAUCAUAUUAGAUUACAUGUAACAUAGCAGAAGGAUUGAAAAAAAAUAAAACAAUAAUAGGAUUUCAUUAUACAGGUAAUUCUGGAUAUGUAGAUACAAAAGGAUUUUUGAUUCCUAUAGAAAAAGAAGAGAUAGAAUAAACUUAACAUUAAAUAGCUUAAAGGAUAUAAGGAUGUUAAUAUAUCAAAUAGAAAAGAUUAAGAUCUUAUAGAGAUAAUAAUAUAAAGGAUUGUUGUUGGAUAUGUGAAGGAUGGAGAUAAGUAGAAUUUUAAUGGAAUCCAAUAAAUUCUGGACCUGCAAAUGAUCCUAUGUUUUUGCAUUUAUCUUAUUUGAAUUAUGAUGACCUAUAUAUGGGAAAGGUUGAUUAAGGUUUGAAAGUAUAAAGAAUGGUGCCUCCAGGUUUAUGUUAUUAUUUUUUUACAAAUGAUGAUAUUUAAUGUGUGGCUUAGGAUUAACUUCAUAAGAGAUGGCCAUUACCUUUGAAUAAUGUUCGUUUAUUAGAUAAAAAAGUAAAUGUAAGGCUUAAUCAAUUAAAUUACAUUAAUAUUUAAGGAACAUAAAUAAUUGAUAAAUAUUAUAUGCCAAUUAUAAAUGUUUAACCAAGAUAGGAGGAUCUGAUUUAUAUACCUGAAGUAGUCGAUAACAAAAUUAUUUGGACGUUUCCAAUAUCUUUGUUUAAGGAUUGGAAAAAAGAUACUGAAGAAAUGUUGGAUAAAUGUUUCUCUAAUGAUUGGAAUUUAAGUAGAAUAACAAAAUUGAUAAAGGAUGAAAAUGAUAGAAAUGCUUGUUAUGAAUUUUUGAGAUAAAACUAUCAAUAAAUAAAGGAUACUUAUAAGUAAUAGAUAAUUUGAAUAUAGACAUUUUGCAUGUUUGUCACCAAUAGGAGAUGUAUGGGCUAUUUCAUCAUUGAUAAAUUUACAAUUGUUAAGUUAAAUAAAGUUAACAGAAAUGAAUGAAAGAGGGACUAUAAAAUAAUAGGAUAUGGAAUUGAAAUAUUUAGCUACUAUAUCUGGGACAGAAAAAGGGAAUUACAGAAAACCAGAAAGAGGAAUGGUUAGAUUCUAAUUUCUUGAGAUGUGGAUAAGAAUAGCUGAAGAUAAAUAUAUAAGAAAUGGGAAUGCUAAAUCAUUUGAAGAAGCAAUUAAAUGGUUGUGGGAAGAUCAUCUCAAAGAAGAAUUUAAUAAAUAUAAUAGUUAAAUCUUUAGAGAUACUCGAUAUUGGAAUGAGUAAUGCGAUUUGUGUAUGAAAUAUUACAAAACUAUAUUGGAUAGUCUUUAUCUCCGAUAUAGUGUUAAAAAAGUCAAACCAGGAUAAAAACCUUUUAUGAGUUUAUAAGAAUUGUAAGAUAUGUGUUCUCAUAUUGGAUUAAAUUAAUUAGAUACAUAUGGACCUAAUACAUCAUUGUUUGCUUUCAAUAAAGCAAUGAUGACUUAAGUUGAUGAAGUGAAUUAAGAUAGAAUAUUUUAAAUGAGUUUUGUUGAGUUCUUAGAAGCAUUUUCUAGAAUUGCUGAAGAUAUUGAUAUUAGACCGAUUGGAUUACAUCUUAAAAUUGAAUAGCUUAUUUGGAAAUGUUACAAUCUUUUUCCAGAUAUAUAUGCCUAACCAAAUUAAAGCUAUUUUUAAAAUGAAUGGGAUUAAAUAAAUAAGUAACAACAAAGUGAUGAAGACAUUAUUGAUAAUUCUUAUUGA
Paramecium sonneborni is the source of this 2611-nucleotide messenger RNA. Lineage: Eukaryota; Ciliophora; Oligohymenophorea; Peniculida; Parameciidae. The record is from the annotation of a GenBank genome assembly.